AUGAGAUCUGGCUUCCUAGCAUCGAAAGAAUAUGAAGCCAGCGGACCGCAACUAGCAGCAACUAUGAGACAGCUAGCUGUAGUGAUGAUAAUUUUAAAUAUAAAUUACGGUCGCCUUCACUGCUCUUACACGAUGGACAUCGACGAACCGCACACGUACACCCCACCGAAGCACUACUUCCAAACGUCCUCCUUCGAUGAGAACGAUAUUAAUGACGACGGUGCCGCGAAAAGUCCGCUCGAUCGGGGACCGUACUUUGACAUCUCGGCCUCACGGAACGUUACCGCGCUCGUUGGCAACACGGCCUAUCUAAAUUGUCGCGUGCGCAACCUGGGCAAUAGGACGGUUUCCUGGAUUCGGCAUCGGGAUUUGCAUCUGCUGACGGUCGGCAAGGCAACGUAUACCUCCGAUCAGCGGUACCAGAGUGUUCAUAAUCCCCAGCUGGACGACUGGUCGCUUAAGGUGUUAUACCCCCAGCAGCGUGAUUCCGGUGUGUACGAGUGUCAGAUCUCCACGACCCCGCCCGUCGGCUACUCGAUGACAUUGUCUGUCGUCGAACCCGUCACGUCGAUAGUUGGAGGGCCGGACCUAUACAUUGACACUGGUUCGACCGUUAAUCUGACCUGCAUCGUACAGUAUCUGCCCGAGCCACCGUCGCUGAUCCAGUGGAAACACAACGAGGAGGAAAUUAAUUACGAUUCGGCACGGGGCGGUGUGUCGGUGAUAACGGAGAAGGGCGACAUAACGACCUCCUAUCUGCUGAUCCAGCGCGCUCGCAGCACCGACUCGGGCAAGUACACGUGCUUGCCAUCGAUGGCCAAUCCCACCACCGUGCACGUGCACGUGCUGAAUGGUGAACAUCCGGCGGCCAUACAGCACGGACGACAGAUUCGCAGCAAUUGCCUGCUGCUGACGAUGCUCUUCCUACUACUGAUGGCGUUAUCUCCCGGGCACCAAUAUGGAGAUCGAUAA
This is a messenger RNA of Anopheles marshallii, 972 nucleotides long. RefSeq names its product zwei Ig domain protein zig-8-like. The record is from RefSeq and is a predicted model, not a curated record. The transcript is spliced from 8 exons. Bases 1 to 972 code for a protein of 323 amino acids. NCBI's taxonomy places the organism in Eukaryota, Metazoa, Arthropoda, Insecta, Diptera, Culicidae. Gene Ontology annotation, cellular component: neuron projection membrane. Gene Ontology annotation, biological process: synapse organization.